Molecule: messenger RNA, 870 nt
Organism: Clunio marinus
Lineage: Eukaryota; Metazoa; Arthropoda; Insecta; Diptera; Chironomidae
Source: the annotation of a GenBank genome assembly
AUGGCAUCACCAAUUGACCUUCGCUGCAGUAAUUUUGAUGUUAGUCAAUUGCGAGAUAUUUCAUAUCAAUGUGGAAAAGAGUUAACAUGUUUUUUCCAAAAUAUUGUGGCUGAUAACGAAACGCAAUUUGUUUACCCUCCCGAUCGGUAUCAACUGUCAUAUAAAUGCAUCGGCUUUUUUAAUUCAACGGUCCAUCAACUGCCUAUUGAUAUUUUCCAACAUUAUCCGAACGCUGAAAUUUUGUAUGCUGCAAAUUUAGGAUUGAAAACGUUAAGUCGAGCACUUUUUGAAAACGCAAACAGACUGGUUGAUGUUCAUUUGGAGGGAAAUAAUUUGACGGGAUUAGACGAAUUUCUAUUUCAUGGAGCAGUCAACCUUCGUCGAAUCGUUCUUUCCAACAAUCAAAUAACGACAAUGGGCAAAGAUACUUUUAAGAAGAUGAUAGUUAAGUCUUUAAAUGCCUUUGACAAUCCAUAUCAAAGAAAAUUGGAAGAAAUCGACUUGUCAAACAAUCAGCUCAUGGAUUUAGAGUACGAGACGUUUUCUCAGCUCAAUUCAUUGAAGAUUUUAUUGCUUGCACACAACAACAUUAAGCUUAAAUUCGGACUAUUUCCAGUUCUUCUUAAGAAGCUUGAUUUAUCGUAUAAUCAAUUAAGAGAUUUCACAUUACGUCAAUUAAUAAAUUCACAAAUGCUGGAGGAAUUGAAACUCAAUGGAAACUUCUUUGAAAAUGCAAGCAUUGAAUAUAUUUUCCCGGAAGCAAUUUUUCAACUAAUGCACAUUUACCGAUUCGAACUAUCAGAUUGUUUCACAUGCAUGCAUUUAGCUGACAUAUUUUCGAAGCAACUUGAGCAAAAGGUUGAUAAUUGA